Messenger RNA from Lampris incognitus (smalleye Pacific opah), 2092 nucleotides. It is a transcript of the gene apool, whose product is annotated as apolipoprotein O-like. The transcript is spliced from 10 exons. Gene Ontology annotation, biological process: cristae formation. The coding region runs from base 5 to 1438 and encodes 477 amino acids. The record is from RefSeq and is a predicted model, not a curated record. NCBI's taxonomy places the organism in Eukaryota, Metazoa, Chordata, Actinopteri, Lampriformes, Lampridae. Gene Ontology annotation, cellular component: MICOS complex.
UGUCAUGGCGGCCAAGGUGGUGAUGGUGGCCGUCCCGACGGUGCUGGGCAUUGCUUCUAUCCGUGUGCAUGGAGACAGUGAAGCUCCAGUCGAUGAGCUAAUUACUCGUGAAAAGCUGUCCAUCUACAACCCUUUGCCACAGUCUCCUCAGUUUCAGUUUGUUGCAGAGAAGCCUGGGACACUUCAGAGUGGCUUUACUAACCUGAGAGAGACCUUGCUACCUUAUGUCUGGGCUUUACAGGAUGCCUGUGUCUCUGUGAAAAAGGGAAGCAUUAACUUGUACCACGUUGGAGAAGAUGCAUAUCAUUAUUUGAAAGAUCCCCCACCUGGUUUUCUACCCAGAGUAAGCACCAUCACCUUGGCUGGCCUGCUUGGCGUGUUCCUGGCACGGAAAGGCUCUCGCCUCAGGAGGUUAGCACUUCCUCUUGGCAUGAUGAGUGCAGGUGUAUCAGUGUGCUACCCUGCCCAAACAGUGGCUGUGCUCAAGGUGACUGGCAAGAAGAUGUAUGCUGCAGGCCAGUGGAGCGGCACUACGGUCUCCUCUCUGUUCACCUCCAAAUCAAAGGAGCAAGUUUCCAAUGAGCUGGUUUCCCCACAACCAGAGCCAGCCACUUUGCCAAAGCCGGACUCUCCAGUAGCAGAGGAGGUGCCUCUCGCACCAUGCCAUGCCCCAGAGCCCACAUCUACCUCAGACGGCCCUGCCCAGACCGCGCCCACCUUGGAGUCGGAGACAGUGGUAGACUCUUUGCAGUCUGAGUCUGCUCCUGCCGGCGAGGAGCCACCUUCCCCUGUUGACAGCAAAGAUCCAGCAGAAAUUAAACAAGACUCUUUGCAGUCCGAGUCUGCUCCUGCUGCCGAGGAGCCGCCUUCCCCUGUUGACAGCGAAGAUCCAGCAGAAAUGAAACAAGACUCUUUGCAGUCCGAGUCUGCUCCUGCUGCCGAGGAGCUGCCUUCCCCUGUUGACAGCGAAGAUCUGGCAGAAAUGAAACAGACAUCCGAGGUCACCUCCGCUGAAUCCAGCCCAGUUGAGACGAUACCCACCUCAGCAACAGAGGCAGAUGUGCAGUCUGCACCAGCCGAGUUCACGCCAGCCUCCAAAGAACCGUCUGCCCCCGAGCCCUUAGAACUGACACCAGAGGCUGUGGUAGAACCCACACCAGCCGAGUCUGUUCCGGCCCCUGAGCAACUGCCUGCCCCCGUAGAAAGCGAGGAGCCCUUAGCCCCAGCACAAGAAUUAACCGACUCCACUGCUGCUGCCAAUGAGGCACCAACCCCUGUUGUGGAGGAGGCCUCAGCCCUGACACACACGCCACCACUUCCCCAACAGGCCGAGACAGAGACCUCCACAGGGGUCUCUGGUUUCAACGCGGACCCUGCUUUAGUGGACUAUGGUCAGUCGAACCCAGAGGAUGAAGACCUGUACAGCACUCGCAGCUGAGACGACAGCAUGGCACAUCAGAAACCUCUCUGCCAAGCUGUCACCUCACAUCUCUCUCAGACUGACACGCAGUCAGUAAAUACAGAAACAGUCAUCUCACAGUGUCAGAAACAGUCAUCACACAGUGUCAGAAACAGUCAUCUCACAGUGUAAAUAGACAAUCUUGUCAGCGAGCAUAGUUCAGAAACCCCUCACCAAUAGCUCUGUUUCCUUCUUCUUCUUUUUUUCUCAUGGCCGAUAUUUCCCAUUUGUAUUACCUCAUUAACGGUCCAAGUGUCAUUGCUUUAGCAAGAUAAUUGCUUUUGGCAGCGGUACGAGCUUCAAAACACACAUCAUUUUAAAUUACCAACUUAAGAAAGGUAUGGGAAGACUAAGAAACGCAUGGGGAAAUACGCCCACUACUGUUACUUAAUAUAACAACGGUAGUUUUGCUCUUGUCUGAACGUAAUCGGCUUAUGUAAUGGAUGUUGCUUUCGCAGUGAUGAAUGCGUCGUCCUUGUAUUUGUGUUAAUUCAAGACACUACGUUGUUUAGUGGAAGGCUGUAGUCGUGCUUGUAUGGAUUAUGAUGAGAAAGUGGACACUCGCAGCUCCAUUUUGUCACAUCUAUUCCAAAAUAUUGGCUUGGGUGCCCUAAAUAAAUCUAUAUUUUUCAU